AAAGAGACUUGGUUAGUUGAUAAAUUAUAUCUCGUUUUCUUAAUGUGGGCUUUCUUUUAAGGAGAGAAAGCAACCAAUUAUCUAUAUCAUUCAUCUAUUCAAACAGGCGUGAUAAAUCAGUGCAAGAAUGUAGAAAGUAGCUGUAGUUGCUAAGGACUCAAGUCAAGAUGGGAGAUCCGAAUUUUUCCAAGGCCUACAUUCAAAAUCUAAUAGACGAGUUGAAAACGUCCAAAAUCUACACCGACCUCCAAUUUGCUGCACAGGUAGAAAUUGCCAAACCAACCCUGAGGCUGUCUGAACUUAAAAAGGGAGUUCUAAAUGGUCUUGUAAACUCUGGCUGGGACAGAAAACUUAGGAAUGCAAUAUACAGGUUCCUCCAAACACACCCAAAACUUCAGUAUCCAAACCCACCAGUGGAACAUUUGAAGGAACCACUUGUCUUUCUAAGAAAAGCACAG
Saccostrea cuccullata (small rock oyster) is the source of this 458-nucleotide messenger RNA. Its product is annotated as TBC1 domain family member 19-like. The annotation marks the transcript as partial. NCBI's taxonomy places the organism in Eukaryota, Metazoa, Mollusca, Bivalvia, Ostreida, Ostreidae. The record is from RefSeq and is a predicted model, not a curated record. The transcript has 3 exons.